UGAGCUACAAUUGGAUGUAGCAUAUUUGCUGAAAAUAAAAAAUAAAAAACGAUUAGAAACACGAUAAACGAACGAAAAAAAAUUAAAAUUAAAAAGAGCAAGUAAUGUAAAGUAAAGUAAAAUAAAAUGUUGAAAUACAAAAAGGAUUUACAGAUUUAAAUCUCAUGAAAUUUACAUCAGCCCCACCCAAUUGAAACAUCUGUAUACGUCAAAGUUUUUUUUUUUUUUCUAUUGAGUCAUAAUCACUGCUCAAUCCACAGUGAUAUAAACAAAUUAACCAACUUUUUUUUUUUUUUUUCAUACUUAACAAUUGAACAGUUAAGAAUCUAGUGUUUAAAAUGAAUUAAAAAAAUUAUUUAUAUAUGUACAAUGUAGCUCCGUCGGCAUAACCAAACUUCAGCUAUUUGCCUUUCAAAACGCUGACUUGAUAAUGGCCCGUGUGCGAUAAACUUUUGGUUACAAUCUGCCAGCAUAUUUCAACGUGGGAAACACUCCAGAUUGCUUUACAGGAUCUGCAUACAGUAUCCCGUAUGUUUCCAAUCAAAAUUUGAAAAUUGUUUUAUGCAAAAAGAAAAUAAAUAAAUAAAAAAGAUCAAAUUAAAUUUGAAUGAUAAAUUAAAACAGUUAAUUGAUAAUAAAUUAAAAGUUAAAAAAUUAAGCUAAAAAUUAUGUGGAUAAUUAUAACAAGUGAAAAAUUAAUAUUAUUAUAUGUCGAGGAUAUUUGAUAAAUAUUUUUUUUUUUCAAAUAAAACAUGAUGUUAUUGUGGAUGUUAAUAGCCCUAGUGGCAUUACCAGUGAUGAUAAUAGCACGUGGUGAAUUAAAUUCACGUAUUGUGAGAACAAAAUAUGGUGAAAUAUCGGGUAUUAUAGUGCCACUUGAACGUAAUCUCGAGGGUGCUGAAGUAUUUCGUGGUGUACCAUAUGCAUCACCACCAGUUGGUACACUUAGAUUUAUGCCACCUGUCAACGGUGCAUUGUGGCAUGGUGUCAAAGUGGCUGAUAAAUUUGGUCCAGUUUGUCCUCAAAAAUUACCUGAACUAACAAAUGAUAUGUCUAGAGGACGAACAGAAUAUCUCAAAAAAUUAUUACCCUAUUUACGUAAUCAAAGUGAGGAUUGUCUGUAUCUAAAUAUCUACGCGCCAGUACAAGCUGGAGCAAGAGACGGCGCCAACAAAAGAUAUCCAGUUAUCGUUUUUGUUCAUGGUGAAAGCUAUGAAUGGGGAAGUGGUAAUCCGUAUGAUGGAAGUGUACUUGCAAGUUAUGGUGGUGUUGUUGUCGUCACAAUCAACUACAGACUUGGAAUUUUAGGUUUUCUAAAUGCCAACACGGAUUCGCACUUACGUUCACCAGCAAAUUAUGGUCUCAUGGAUCAAAUUGCAGCAUUGCAUUGGGUUCAAGAGAAUGUUGGAUAUUUUGGUGGUGAUCCGGGAAGUGUAACACUUAUUGGACAUGGCACUGGUGCUGCAUGUGUCAAUUUUCUAAUGACUAGUCAUGCUGUACCAGAUGGUCUUUUAUUUCAUCGGGGAAUUCUCAUGUCAGGUAGUGCACUAUCACCCUGGGCUUUAGUUAGAGGAGCUUCAAAUUAUGCAAUGCAAGUUGCAAGACAUCUCAACUGUUCACCGGUUGCCCAUGAUCCACAAUCAUUGUUGCGAUGUUUGCGUGAUGUACCAGUUGAAAGUCUCAUGUCCGUCCCAAUAAGAGGACUUUCAUUUGCUCCAGCAUUUGGUCCAAGUAUAGAUGGUGUUGUUAUUGAUCCUGGUGACCCAGAUGAUCACGACUUUACACUACAAGUUGAUACAAUCAAUACACUAAAUAAUAUACUUCUCAGGAAAGAUGUCAUUGCUAAAUUAUCAAGAUAUGAUUUGAUUGUUGGUGUAGUUAGAUCAGAAGCAUUUUUUUCACUAACAGCUGAUGAUGCACAGUAUGGAAUGGAAGCUGACAGGCGUACUAAAAUACUUCGUGAAUUUGUUAGAAAUACAUAUACUUACCAUCAGCCUGAAAUUUUAGCAACAAUUAUAAAUGAAUAUACUGACUGGGAAAGACCUGUACAGCAUCCUGUCAACAUCAGGGAUGAAACAUUGGAGGCACUUGGUGAUGCAAAUACAGUUGCACCAGCAACAAGAACAGCUGAUCUUCACAGUCAAUCACGUAGAAAUUCAUAUCUUUAUGUAUUUGAUUAUCAAACUAAAUACGGUGACUAUCCACAGAGACAAGGAUGUAUUCAUGGUGAAGAACUACCAUAUCUUUUUGGUGCUCCACUGAUUGGUGGUCUGUCUCAUUGGCCAAAAAACUACACUCGCGCUGAAAUAACAUUGUCAGAGAGUAUUAUACUGUACUUUACAAACUUUGCUCGUACUGGAAAUCCAAAUGAGGGCUCAACAGAAGUAUCAGGAUCACGUUCAGAAAGAACUAAAUUAAAAAACAUUGUCUGGACACCUUAUGAAGCUGUUCAUAAAAAUUAUCUUAGUCUUGAUACAAAAAGCAAAUUAAAAAAUCAUUACAGAGCACAUAGACUGUCAUUUUGGUUAAAUCUCGUUCCUGAUCUUCAUAAGCCUGGUCUAGAUGAUGUACCAAGAUCUCAUCAUCUACUUGAUGCUGAGCAGGUACCACCAAAAUUUAUUCAAAGAAUACCAAGUUCAACAAAAGCAACGACAAUUGAAUCAAUUAGUGAUAAAACACACAAUACAACAACAUCAUCACCAAGUGAAUUAUCAUUUGAAGAAACAACAACACAACCAGAAGAUGGUUUUGCAGCAUAUUCAACAGCAUUAAGUGUUACAAUUGCAAUUGGUUGUAGUUUAUUAAUUUUAAAUGUUUUAAUAUUUGCUGGUGUUUAUUAUCAACGUGAUAAAAGUCAACAUCAAUGUCCAAAAAAACGUCAAGAAAAUGGUUCAAUGCCAAAUAAUAUUUGUGGUGAUAUUGAUACUAAAACACCAACAGAACGUCAUCAUAUACAACACAUGGCACCACCUGAUUUUGCUGAUUUACAAAAUACAACAUGUCUUGUACCAAUGCCACCACCACCACCUAAAAAUACAAAAUUAACAAAAACAACAACUGGAAGUGGACAAAAUUUAAUAAUAAGUCCAAAUCAAUUACAACCAGGUGAAAGUUUACAAAUGUCUAGUGUUGGUACAUUAAAAAAAAGUCAUAAUCAUCAACAAAUGAUGGAAGAAUUACGUGUCUGACUCUAGGACAACGGCCUUUAGGGCUGUUCUCGGAUUAGUGAUUUGUUAAUAUGUUAAAAAUUUAAAAUUUAAAAUUUAAAAAACAAGUGAUUAUCCAGCGAGUAGACUGACUUUUUUAAUAUUUCAUUUUAUAUUUAUUAUUUAUAACUCGUUUGAUGAGAUAAUCUUGAAGUUAACGUGGAAUUAAAUGAAAUUUAUACUAUUAUAAAUAUUAAAUUUACCACUGUUUAUAAAACAUGUACCUAUAGUGAUUUGAAAAAAAAAUUAAUUAAUUAAUUAAUUAACUAAUAAAGACACAAAAAAAUAAUUCAGUGACAGUUUUUCUUUUUUUUUUUUUUUUGUUUGUAUAAAAUUGAAAGUGAAGAAUGUCAUUUAUCAUAUUAACAAAGAAAAUAAAAAAAAAAAAGUUUAAAUAAAAUGAAACAAAUAAUAGUAAUAAUAAUAGUAAUAAUAGUUUCUAUUUGAUAUGGAAAUUUUAUCGUCUGAUGGGUGUGUUGUGGAAGAGUGUGAGGAUGUACAUGAAAAAUAUGGGAGUGACAUACUAGUGAUUUCAGUGUGUAUUGAAUGUAUAGUUGAAUGCUAAACUAUGUGAAAUUUGAAAAAGUUUUUCAACAAACGACGACAAGUACGAUUCUUUGUACAGUUAUACGAUAAAUGUAGACAAUUGUUAAAAGUCGAAAUUCCGAAAGAUUGAAUUGGUUCAGUUAAACGGAAGAUCAUUGUUAAAUUUUCGAGUAGUUCUUUGAAAAUUUAUUGAACUUUUUAAAGAAUUAUUUCGAUGCCUGGUUGAAUUUUUUGUCGAACCAGGGCACUGUAUAACUCGAGUGAAAAUAGUCAAAUGCUACUGUCAAUAACGCAGAAGAUAUUAUAAAAUGAACUAUUGUUUGUUGUUUUUGUUUUUUUAAAUAUUAUAAUGCACAAUUUAUUUGAAAACUUUUUAUGUAUUUUUAUUUUAUUUUCAAAUGUACAGUGUUUAUUUAUUUUAUUGCAUUAAAUUUUUAAAAUCAAAUUAUUUAUUUUAAUUUAAUUUUAAAUAAUUAAAAAUUUUACGGGGCCAACACUGUUGUUGUUGCUUCAAUGAUUUAAUAAAUAAAUAAAGACUUGAAUACAAAUUUUUUUAAAUAAAAAAUAUAAAAAAAAAAAAAAACAACAUUCUGUACAGUUAAAUGAAAAAUAAUAAUUUAUUAUAAAGUGCUUCGCUCUCCUCGAUUUAUAUUUGCAUUUAUUUAUCAGCACUAAAUGCUCAAUUGAUAAAAAAAUUCGAAAUAAAUAUAAACAAAAGAUAGGAGAUAUUAUUACUCGAUAAAAAAAAAACAGUUAUAUAUUUCAACAUUGAAAAAAAAAUAAAUACUGCCAAAGUAUUCAAUAACAACUCGUAGAUAUAAAAGAUGAAUUAAAAAUGUUCAAUAAUGAAAAAAAAAAAAUUUAAUAAACUGACAGAGUUGAAUAAAAAAUUUAUAAUGCGAAUAUAAUUUAAAUUUUUUUUGUUGAUAUAUAAUAAAUUUAAUAAAAUUACUAUCAUUUUUUUUUUCAUAAAUUGACAAUUUCAAUUGACGAUAUUUCCCAAUGUUUAAUUUAUUAUAAAUAGAUAUAUUCUAUAUUGUAAAUAAAAAGAAUAAAUAAAUAUAAUAAAUAAAUAAAUAUAUUAUUAAGUGAAUUUGACUGAGAAUAUCUUUUUGAUGGAGAGAAAAUCAAUGAAAUAUGAACAAGAUGAAUAAAAAAUAAUUUAAAAACAAAAAAACGACAAGAAUAAUUGAAAAUAAAAAAUUGUAAAAUAGAUUUAAGAUUGACAAGUGGUGUGUUUAGACAAAAAUUUAAUGAUGUACAUGUGAAAUUUGAGUUUGUAUAUAAUUGAUAUUAUAAUAAAGUAAAAAUGAGCCA
This is a messenger RNA of Aphidius gifuensis, 5069 nucleotides long. It is a transcript of the gene NLG-3, whose product is annotated as neuroligin-4, X-linked. Gene Ontology annotation, biological process: synaptic vesicle endocytosis; postsynaptic membrane assembly; chemical synaptic transmission. NCBI's taxonomy places the organism in Eukaryota, Metazoa, Arthropoda, Insecta, Hymenoptera, Braconidae. Gene Ontology annotation, molecular function: signaling receptor activity; neurexin family protein binding. The record is from RefSeq and is a predicted model, not a curated record. Gene Ontology annotation, cellular component: synapse; postsynaptic membrane; cell surface. The transcript has 11 exons. Bases 753 to 3188 code for a protein of 811 amino acids.